This is a messenger RNA of Phacochoerus africanus (Common warthog), 963 nucleotides long. Its product is annotated as olfactory receptor 958-like. Gene Ontology annotation, biological process: G protein-coupled receptor signaling pathway. Lineage: Eukaryota; Metazoa; Chordata; Mammalia; Artiodactyla; Suidae. Gene Ontology annotation, cellular component: membrane. Gene Ontology annotation, molecular function: G protein-coupled receptor activity; olfactory receptor activity. Bases 31 to 963 code for a protein of 310 amino acids. The record is from RefSeq and is a predicted model, not a curated record. The transcript has a single exon.
UGCUUUUCCAGGACUGCCUGGUGCAUACACAUGCAGAACUACACUUCCGUGACCGAGUUCAUCCUGCUGGGGAUUCCUAACACCAGAGGGCUGGAGAUCAUGCUCUUUGUCCUCUUUUUGGCCUUCUAUCUCUUCACCUUGCUGGGAAAUGUGCUCAUCUUCCUCACCAUCCUAGUGUCCUCCAACCUCCACACCCCCAUGUAUUUCUUCCUGGGAAACCUGUCAGUGUUUGACAUCUUUUUCCCUUCCGUGAGUUCCCCCAAGAUGAUGCUCUACCUAGCGGGACAAAGUCGGACCAUUUCUUACCAGGGCUGCACCUCCCAGCUCUUCUUUUAUCAUGUCCUGGGUGGUACGGAGUGUUUCCUCUACACUGUGAUGGCUUAUGACCGCUUUGUGGCUGUUUGUCACCCUUUGCGGUACAUGGUUAUCAUGAACCGCAAGGUGUGUAUCGGCUUGACCUUGGGCACUUGGCUGGGCGGCUGCCUCCACGGCAGUAUCCUCACAUUUCUUGUCUUCACGUUACCCUACUGUGGCCCCAAUGAGGUGGACAAUUUCUUCUGUGAUAUCCCAGUGGUGCUGCCCCUGGCCUGUGCAGACAGCUCUCUGGCUCAGGUGGUGAGUUUCACAAACGUGGAUGUUGUGACUCUGACAUGCUUUUUCCUUAUCCUCACUUCCUAUGGCCGCAUUGUCCUUUCCAUACUGAAGAUCAGUUCCUCUGAAGGCAGGCGCCGAGCCUUUUCAACCUGCAGUGCCCACCUGACUUCAAUCGUCUUGUUCUAUGGGCCUGUGAUGCUUAUUUACCUCUGGCCUGCUUCCAGCCCCUGGCUAGAUUCUGUUAUUCAAGUGUUAAAUAAUAUUGUCACUCCUUCCCUUAAUCCUUUGAUUUACACCUUGAGAAACAAGGAUGUAAAAUUGGCUCUGAGGAAAGUAUUAACUCAAGUGGUCCCCAUUUCUGGGAUAUAA